AUAGAAAACUGUCUGCGGGGCCGGAGGGAUGGAACAAGUGGAAGGCGAUGUUGCCGACAGGCACGUAUUAAUUACUCCGCGACACGCACUGCACCUCUCCGGCUCUGCCCUCCUCUCAGCACGCCGCGGCAUCCUCCUCCUUUCUGCGUAAAGACGAGAGACUCGAGGGCUGCUGCCGCUGCGUUCGGAGCUUCAUGGCCGCGACACUCGCGAUGAGCGGCGGGCAGGAGGACCCCUUCUACCCGCUGCAGAAGGCGACCGGGUUCCCCCUGGAGGACUCGGCGCUGUUCGGCUUGGACUGCAAGAUCCCCGACACGAGCAAGGCAGAGCAGCACGACUACACGCAGGUGAAGUGCGAGAUGGACAGGUAUCUCUCACCUCAGCCUCCUUCCUUUCCACCUCAUGCAGACAACCAGCAGAAGUCGCACAGAGAUGGCACGUCUGCGGUGGAUCAGUUCUUCAGUGACGACCACACAGGGGCUCCCUACACCCUCAACAUGAAUCUUUACCUGCCUGACAUGACCUACCUGAGUAUGGGUUCGUGUGAGCAGGCGCGGCCCCCUCAGCACCAGAACCACGGCGGUCUUGCGCAAAUCAAAACGGAAACUGCCUCGUCGUGUUUCUCCCCCGACCUUCAGCCUCACUGCCCCAUCAGUACGAGCAGCUGUGGCACAUCCAGGCACGGUCCUGGCAGCGUUUCUAUGGAAACCUUGGCCAUAAACAUGUCGUUAACAGGGUUACCAGACUUCACCAGUGUUUUCAACCAGUCGGGCAGCGGUGGCGAUCACCUGCCAGAAGUGUUCAUCAAACAGGAAAUGUCACCGCAGUACGAGCACGGCCUCCAUCAUGACAACAGUGGCUCGCUGUUUCAGCUCCUGAACUCGGGUUUGGAUCAUCACCCCAGCAGUGGCAUGGAGGCUCGGCAGCAGCACAAUUCCACCGCAAUCCACACACCUUUCCAUGAUAUGCCAGUACCACCUUCUUCUUCUACCCAGCAAAAGCAGACCGCCAAGCCGGCCUACUGCAGCCUGGGCAACAGGGUGUACACGCACCCUCACACGCAGCCGCACCCCCACUUCCUGCAGCAGCAGGCGCCCUACCUGCCGCCCUCCCCGCCAAACUCCGAGCCGGGUAGCCCUGACAGGCAGAAGGAGCUGCUCCACACCAUGUCCCCUCCUCCUUCAUACGCAGCCACGAUCGCAUCUAAGCUGGCGGGCGCCACCCCGGGGCUCGGACCAGGCCCGGGACCCGGCGGUUUUGCCCUGCCUAUCUCGACGGUUCCCACACCGGUCCAAGGUCCAGCUGCAGUUCUUCCUCAAGUCUCCACAGCAACCACAACACAGAACCCCAUGCCCGUGCGCUACAACCGGAGGAACAAUCCAGACUUGGAGAAACGCCGGAUCCACCACUGUGAUUACCCAGGUUGUAAGAAGGUCUACACCAAGUCGUCCCAUCUGAAAGCCCACCUCAGGACUCAUACGGGUGAGAAGCCCUACAGGUGCACGUGGGACAGCUGCGACUGGCGUUUCGCUCGUUCCGACGAGCUGACGCGUCACUACCGGAAACACACGGGCGCCAAACCCUUCCAGUGCGCCGUCUGCUCGCGCUCCUUCUCCCGCUCCGACCACCUGGCGCUGCACAUGAAGAGACAUCAGAACUAGCGGCGGCGUUUGCACAUCGACGCGUUCGACGGCGUAACGUGCAAGCCCUGUCGUCGUGCGCGUGGAGCUGAAGCGGCGUGGUGCGGGGAGACAUGGCCCGCUCCUCCUGGUGCUGCCAUCACAUGCUCCACGCUACGGUAGCCUGACAUGUUGCUCUUAACUCAAAGUGGGACAAUUAAGAGGUUGUAAAGUAGGAAAAG
This is a messenger RNA of Nematolebias whitei (Rio pearlfish), 1861 nucleotides long. RefSeq names its product Kruppel-like factor 5a (gene klf5a). Bases 195 to 1661 code for a protein of 488 amino acids. NCBI's taxonomy places the organism in Eukaryota, Metazoa, Chordata, Actinopteri, Cyprinodontiformes, Rivulidae. Gene Ontology annotation, molecular function: DNA-binding transcription factor activity, RNA polymerase II-specific; RNA polymerase II cis-regulatory region sequence-specific DNA binding. The record is from RefSeq and is a predicted model, not a curated record. The transcript is spliced from 4 exons. Gene Ontology annotation, biological process: regulation of transcription by RNA polymerase II.